Molecule: messenger RNA, 968 nt
Organism: Alexandromys fortis (reed vole)
Lineage: Eukaryota; Metazoa; Chordata; Mammalia; Rodentia; Cricetidae
Gene: Pigf
Product: phosphatidylinositol glycan anchor biosynthesis class F
Exons: 6
Coding region: 128-787 (219 amino acids)
Biological process (GO): GPI anchor biosynthetic process
Cellular component (GO): endoplasmic reticulum membrane
Source: RefSeq, a predicted model, not a curated record
CCCACCUCCUGAGUCUGCGCCUGCGCGAGGGCCAUGGCAGCCCAUCGCACCUGAGGAGGGUGGGAGGCGGUGGUGUCCCCUUCCCGGCGGCGGGCGGGAGAGUUAGAUAGCGACCUAAGAAAAGACCAUGAAAGAUACUGACAUCAAGAGACUUCUGUAUACCAAUCUUCUGUGCAUACUUUCCAUUGUCCUAAGCAUUUUUAUCCCAUCUGUCUUCUUGGAUAACUUCUCGAUACUGGAAACUCACUUGACCUGGUUGUGCAUUUGUUCCGCUUUUGUGACUGCUGCCAAUCUCCUGCUAUAUUUAGUAGUGAAACCAAAUGUAUCUUCUAGAAGGAGUUCAUUAUCACAUAAGGUAACCAGGGUUUUGAAGUGCUGCAUCUACUUUCUUCUGUCUUGUUUCUUUCUCCAUAUCAUUUUUGUUCUGUAUGGAGCACCGCUAAUAGAGUUGGUGUUGGAAACAUUUUUAUUUGCAGCUAUUCUGUCUACUUUUACUACAGUACCCUGUUUGUGUUUGCUAGGACCAAACCUCAAAGCAUGGCUGAGAGUGUUCAGUAGAAAUGGAGUUACAUCCAUUUGGGAGAACAGUCUUCAGAUCACUACAAUUUCAAGUUUUAUAGGCGCAUGGCUUGGAGCAUUUCCUAUUCCACUGGACUGGGAAAGACCAUGGCAGGUGUGGCCCAUCUCCUGUACACUCGGAGCAACCUUUGGCUACGUGGCUGGCCUGGUGAGCUCACCACUCUGGAUAUACUGGAAUAGAAAGCAACUCACAUACAAGAGCAGUUAAGAGGAGGAAGGGGAGAAGCUGUUUCUUGAUGCAGAUUCCAUAAGGGCUGUGCAGAGGUGGAUGGUCAAAGCCAAGCGGUUCCAUUUACAGCACUGUUGUUUGUCAAUGUUGUCUCAACAUUUUAACUAUGAAACCCCUGAGAGAUUGUACCUUCUAGUUGAAAUAAAGUAUUUAUAGUAGA